UCGCCCCCUUUCCCUCCAUUUGCUCGGACCCCAUCCCCUCUUCCUCGCUCCCCUCCUCCUCCUCCGCUCGAAUGGAGGCCUCGCUCUGCUACUCCCCCUCCUCAAAACACCCUCCUCCUCUGCUCCCUUCCCUCUCCUCCCGAUCCCGAUUCCAAACCCAAACCCUAACCCUAACCCUCCCCAAAUCCCGGCUACCGUCGUCGUCGCCGUCCCGCCGCGCCGCCCCCUCGAUCCGCGCCGCCAUUAGCCGCGCGAAGAAGGAGGCGACGGUGGAGGCGGUGAGGAAGGAGCUGGAGAACUGCUACCUCCUCGCGGGGAUCCGGUACAAGGGGCUGACCGUGAAGCAGCUCCAGGAGCUCCGCGGCGCCCUCCCCGAGUCCGUCAAGCUCCUCGUCGCGAAGAACACCCUGGUGGGCAAGGCCAUCGAGGGCACGCCGUGGGAGGCGCUCAAGCCCUGCAUGAGCGGCAUGAACGCGUGGCUCUUCGUCCACACCGAGGAGAUCCCCGAGGCCCUCAAGCCCUACCGGAGCUUCCAGAAGGAGCGCAAGCUCGACGACAACGACUUCACCGGCGCCGUCUUCGAGGGCCGGUUCUACGCGCCCGACGAGUUCAAGGCGCUCGAGACGAUGCCCAGCCGCGCGGAGGUGUACGCGAAGCUCCUCGGGGCGCUGCAGGGCCCCGCCCUCUCCCUCGUCACCACGCUCCAGGCCCCCGCCAGGGACGUCGUGCUCGUGCUCAAGGCCUACGUCAAGAAGCUCGAGGACGAGGGCGAGGCCGCCGCACUGCAGUAACAGCCCCGUGAAGUUGCCAUUCACGGAUCUUGAAUCAUCAUCUGGAAAUGUGAUUGCAUUAAUUUGAAUUCUUUGAAUGGAGCUUUCGGAAUCAAGCAAAGAGUUACCCACCCAUGAAUUUAACAAUUUAACAAAAAAAUGUUCUUCUUCUGUAAAAUGCUUUAAGAAUUGCACUGCACAAUGGGCUGGCUAUAGGAUGUUGUCUAUUAGAAGAAUUGCACAUGUAUCUUAGUGGUGAUAUCUUCAAAUAAGCCAUGGGAACGGCACAACAAUCAAUCAACUUAAGAAGGCACAAGUAUCGAACUUAUAUGAUAAAUACCCGGACAAAAAAAAAAAAAAAAAAAAUGU
Ananas comosus (pineapple) is the source of this 1139-nucleotide messenger RNA. RefSeq names its product 50S ribosomal protein L10, chloroplastic. Gene Ontology annotation, molecular function: structural constituent of ribosome. The record is from RefSeq and is a predicted model, not a curated record. Gene Ontology annotation, biological process: translation. The transcript has a single exon. Bases 72 to 791 code for a protein of 239 amino acids. Lineage: Eukaryota; Viridiplantae; Streptophyta; Magnoliopsida; Poales; Bromeliaceae. Gene Ontology annotation, cellular component: large ribosomal subunit.